AUGGCUGCGAUUUUCGAUGUGUCCGUGGUUCUGUUUCUGCAUCCGGAAGACGCUAGUAAACGAAACAUCUUUCUCAGGCCGUUUAGUUUACAGCUGUGGUUAGCCGUUGUUGGGCUGUGUGUUGCGACAGGUCUGUUGAUUCAUAAAAUGCACGAUCGUCCACCGGGAAAUCGUAACCGGCACAACCGAUCGAACGAAAAGUAUAACAUUAGUGGGCUCAGCCUUUACGUGGUGGAAAUAUUUAGCCAACAAGGAUUUACUGCACCAGCCAACUCGUACGGGAUUCGUAUUAUGCUUCAAACGAUAUUUGUGUUUGCGGCACUACUCCACCAGUUCUACAUUGCUCAUAUGGUCGGUUAUCUUCUGGUGGUUCCUUCUAAGACUGUUACAACGUUCCGAGAUCUGGUGAAAAACGAAUUCACCAUCGUUGCAGAAAAUGACGACGAGAAUCUAAAAUAUUACUACGAAACCGAUAACGAGGAUCUAGUCAGGCUGAAGAUCGCAAGCGGGGACGCGUACUGCAACCUUAUCGAAGGGAUAUCACUCAUCGCUCGCAACAGAACGGCUUUUCUCUGCGAUGCUCAUCGAGCCUACAGCUGGAUAAAUAGACUUUUCACCGACGCCGAUCGAUGCCGGCUGCAGGAAAUAGCGCUAGUUCCGCAAAGGUCCAUCUAUUUGGCCCUUGCGAAGGAUAGUCCGUUCAAGGAGGCGUUUCGCAUUACCCUGCUCAAGAUCACCGAACACGGGUUGCUGCAGUAUCAACGGAAACUUUGGUUUGCCAAAAAACCAGAGUGUCCCGAAAAUGGGGUCAAAAUGCCGGAGGUUAACCUAGAUCAGGCGUCCGGGGCUUUCUGGCUUUUGCUGUUCGCCGGGCUUGCCGGUACCGUUUUUCUGUUGCUAGAAAUCGUCAUUAAACGUUCCGGCCAUGGCGGUGUCUAA
Messenger RNA from Anopheles bellator, 939 nucleotides. Its product is annotated as ionotropic receptor 75a-like. Lineage: Eukaryota; Metazoa; Arthropoda; Insecta; Diptera; Culicidae. Gene Ontology annotation, molecular function: ligand-gated monoatomic ion channel activity. The coding region runs from base 1 to 939 and encodes 312 amino acids. The record is from RefSeq and is a predicted model, not a curated record. Gene Ontology annotation, cellular component: membrane. The transcript has 5 exons.